GCUCGUCAGAGCUUCCCCCAGUUCUUGUCGGAGCCUGCUCCGGGCCCCGAUGCGACUACGGCCUUUACAACUGGAGCAACUAUCAAUCACCUCGAUCGAUGUUCCAUUGCUGAUUGUCGCAACGCAAUUACAUCUGACGAUACGGCAACGGCCUCCGUUUAUUCCUCUAUACUUGGAGCACCUGGGACUCACCAGUCUCUAACAUAGAAGUUACUUUAACAUAGCUAACUACCUCUCAACCUUUGCUUGCUACUGUCUCGCUGGAAGCAAGCUGUGAUCUUGACACCCAAUACCAACCAUUCACGACCUCCGAAGACAUCCUCAACGUCCUGUGGCCUACAGACAUAUCCAGAAACUGCAUUGGCUGAGCGAAUCUGUACUCAGGUCACUCACAUCACGACUGUCAACAUGGCCGCCGAUUCCUCCCUUGUUGACCUCCAUGAUGCGUCCAUAUCAGAUGACAAGGACGAUCUGGACUCUCUCCCAUCCAUAUCUACCGAUGACAUUUACUCCGAUAUCUCCGACACUGAUGCUCAAGCGGAGUGGGAGCGCAGCCUCGAGCAGCUACAAUUGAUACUGACAAUGAUGAUUGUCCCCUGGAUGGGUAAAUACUUUGGUCGCAAAUUUGCCUACUGGAGUUGGUCACGAUACAUGGAGUGGGCGCAUAACGUCGACAUUCGAUUGACAAAUAAGGCGACCUUCAAGGCGGCGGGUGUUGUGGAAACAGCGGCAACGUUAUAGACAUACUUCAAACCGGACGAUCCGAUCUCGAUAUGAAUGGAUGACCUGAGUAAUAUGCAUGGCUUUCAUACGGUGUUGGGGUAUAAAUAUGCAUAUGUUUUCUUUCUUUUAAUAAUAUAUGAUUCCAAAUACCCUUGUUUUGUUCCUCUCGUCAACCAACAGACACUCUAGUACUAACAACCGGAUAUCCAGUGAAAUCUUGAAAACCAAAACCGUCCUUAUAUUAAAGUUUCAUUCACUGCAUGAUCAUUACCCUUCAUCCAACACCUGUUCUGAAUGA
Molecule: messenger RNA, 1021 nt
Organism: Fusarium odoratissimum NRRL 54006
Lineage: Eukaryota; Fungi; Ascomycota; Sordariomycetes; Hypocreales; Nectriaceae
Exons: 2
Coding region: 409-741 (110 amino acids)
Biological process (GO): mitochondrial outer membrane translocase complex assembly; protein insertion into mitochondrial outer membrane
Cellular component (GO): mitochondrial outer membrane
Source: RefSeq, a predicted model, not a curated record